Molecule: messenger RNA, 315 nt
Organism: Stereum hirsutum FP-91666 SS1
Lineage: Eukaryota; Fungi; Basidiomycota; Agaricomycetes; Russulales; Stereaceae
Exons: 2
Biological process (GO): mitochondrion organization
Cellular component (GO): nucleus; mitochondrion
Source: RefSeq, a predicted model, not a curated record
GCUGCUGCUCCUGCUCAGGCUAGCCAGCCAGGAAUGAUCGCCCAAAUGGCCGCUACAGCCGGUUCGGUCGCCGUAGGCUCUACCAUCGGUCAUGGACUCUCGAGCAUGCUCUUCGGUGGUCGUUCGGAGGCCGCACCCGCACCUGCUCCUGAAGCCGCGGCACCUGUCAACCAGAACAACGGGUUUGCGAGGGGAGUAAGCUGUGAGAACCAGGCGAAGGAGUUCACGCUGUGCUUGGAGAAGGCGCCAUAUGAGAGCUGCACGUACUAUCUUGAGCAGCUCAAGGCUUGCCAGGCUGCUGCUGCCCCUUACUAG